AAGAAGAGUUCGGCGCAUAUCUUAAAAUAUUAUCACUAUUAUUAUUACUAUUAUUAUUUUUAUUAUUACUAUUAUUGAAAUCCUAAUUAUUAUUAUUUUUUUAAUUCUCUCAUAACGAAUGAUUUUUUUUAAAACGCAAAGAAAAGACUUUUGUUAAAGACUCUUAAAGAUCUGGACUGCCUCUUCUAGAAAAAGCCUAUGGAAUUGUAGAAUUAGAAUCUGAACAACAGAUGUCACGAAAACAUUGCCCCACCAUGCUGACUGAGGAUCUGAACAAACGUCUUUAUCAAAUCCAAGCCAAACGACAGGUGUUGGAAAGACUUGAUGAAAAAGAAGAAAAUCAACACGAAGCAUUUCAGCAAGCGAGAAAGAGAAAUAAACAAAUUCUUUUAGAAUUAAAUUCUUCACAAGAAAAAUUAAGAUUAAUGGAAGAAAACAACAAACCAGCUACUAAGUUAAAAAUUAUGGAAACAAAUUACUGGUCAUUUGUGAAUGUAAUGAAACCGCUGUGGGAAAAUGAAAUCUUGACCAUUCAGAAGUAAGAAUGGAAACUGAUGGUUUGCACCACGAGGAAACCUAUUUGUAAUAGAUUUACCAAAUUUAUAUAUGUUACCUGUUAAAGAACAUAAAAAUAGAAAUACAAACUAUGUGGAAAACAAACACAGUUAAUCUAGUUCUGAAAUUUCAACCUGCCAUCUUUUUGUAUGCAUUUUAUACUCAUGCACACACACUUUUGCAUGCACACGCACGCACGCGCGCGUGCACACACACACACGCACACACAUUCAUACAGAGUAUUAGAGGUAUUUGAGGAUAUAGUAAUUCAGUAAGACAAUUCUAAUUUAGCAAAAACGAAAUGUAUUUAAUAAAAUUUCGUGGACAAGUUCUCUGUAAGCUUUCUUCUAAGAUUAUUCUGUGACUCCACCUUCAGCUGCGAUGAUUGUUUCAAUGCAGAACCAGAAUAGUUGACAAGCCUACACUGAAUAGCUUUUACUUCAACUGGAUAAUGACAGCCUUCAGUGGAGCUAUGGUAUUGUGAGCAUGUUGAUUAGUCUCCCUUUAAACAACACUCCAAACGUAGCAGUCCAUAGCAAGUUUGGAGUUACAUUAUCAUAAAAUUACUGAGACCCUGUGGAAAAAUAUGAUAUGACUUUCUUUACUCACCAUUCCUAAAGCCAUCACAAUUUCUACAAACUCUGAGGACAUCAGAAGCAUCUGUACAUAGCCAUCUCUCAUUUCUCUUGUUAGAUUUUGGGUCUUGAUGAACCAAAGCAUGUCAUGUUUGUGGAGGGGUUUUAAUCUUGGCAUGGAUCAAAUGGGUUUCUGUGUCUUUGCAGAAUUGGUCUCACCUCAAUACAAACGACUUGUAUUGAAUGUCCUCUGAUAGUCCACUCUGACACCAUAAGUUCUUUGGUGAUGGCCCUUCUUGAUGGGAUCCAUAUCAAUAAGGUUUUUAACCUGUUGGAUGAGUUGCUGUUUCCUGAUAGUUCAUUGAGAAUGAAGUGUAUCAAAGAGAGGGGAGAGACCCCUAAACAUUCUCACGAGAGGCUUCCAAUUCCAUCUGAACUUUGUUUACCAAAGAUCUUGCAACAUAUAAAUUGUUGUCAAUUAUCUAAACUGUUGUUUCUCUCUCUCUAUCUCAUACACACACACACACACACACACACAUGGAAACAAUGACUGCAUCUCUUUUCAUCUCUUAUGUUACCAUUUUAUCUAUCAUGGGGGUUUUCAUUGGCCUGAAGAAAGUAAUAUACUGAUAAUUAAGUGUCCUCAAAUACCCAUAUGUGCAUCUACAUGUUACCUUCACAAGACAGAUGACAUAAAUAGUGGCCAAAACUAUCUUAUCUCUGAAAUUGCAGCUUAUGAACUUUGUGUGUGUGGAUGCAUGUACAUCUGUAUUUACAAAUGAAAGUACAUACAUAUGUAUGUAUGAAUAUUAAGUAUGUGGCCUCUGUAUUGUAGCACUCCUAAUCUCCCUGCAAACAGCCUUAUGUAUAUAUAUAUAUAUAUAUAUAUAUAUAUAUAUAUAUAUAUAUAUAUAUAUAUAUAUAUGCACUAACAAGACAACUUCUACAUGGUAUCUCAAAAAUUAAAGAAACACUGACCAAUACUACCUCAAGUCAUUCUUUUAGUCUUGUGUUAUUUUGAGUGUUGCCAAGUGCCUCUCCUUGUAUAUUGUUAAAUUAUUAAUUUCUUCACUAAAUAAAUACUACAGAAGUUUGCACUUCUGAAAACCAAAUCAGUAUUUACAAUAAACUAUUGCUGGAAGCAUUUUUGUGGCUUAUUUGCUUCAAAUAUUUGUAAAAUGUUCCUUGACACUCAGCAGUUCCAUUACAGAUGGCAAGAAAUGAGUUGAAUUGUAUUCAUAGAAUAAAGUUAUUUUGAUGUUCA
Octopus bimaculoides (California two-spot octopus) is the source of this 2394-nucleotide messenger RNA. RefSeq lists its product as uncharacterized. Lineage: Eukaryota; Metazoa; Mollusca; Cephalopoda; Octopoda; Octopodidae. The record is from RefSeq and is a predicted model, not a curated record.